AACAAACCAAACCAAGGAAGAUGAAAAUGAAAAUAUAAAGAUUAUUAGAUUUCAUCUCCUGUUUCUUUUGUCCAAGUUUUAGAAAAGACACCCAUUUCUCGUUUCUCUCUUAUUCACAUUUAUUGCUGUUUCAGUCGCUCCUUGCUGUUUUCUGUCUCGUGUCCAUCGCCAUUUUUAAUUGACAUCCAAAUCAAACAAAUGUCACGAAAUAAAAACUAACCCUUUCUUUCUCUCUCUCUCCAGCUUUGAUUUGGCAAUGCCAAUGUCCAAUCCUACGAACUAAAAGACAAUUACAAUUACCAUUAAAACAAUUAUUCAUGGCAACAACUACUACUACAACCACCAAAGCUCAUCUUAAAGUCCAAACUCAGCCCACUAAGCCCAAGCGCCGUAAGUGCCGUGAAACCACCAUUUCUGCCACCGCCACCACCACCGUUAAUAAUAAUACUGAUAAUAAUAGUUGUAGUAAUAACUCUGAAUCUGCUUCUUCUACUUCUGCUACUGCUACCGGAUACUUUACCCAUAGUCAAAGUCGGAAACUUGACAAACCCACAAUUGUUUCGCCUGAUAAGUCUUGGUGUUGCCCUGCUUCUAAUUCUAAACCUAUCCCUGCUCCACCUUCGCCGCCGUCUCCUCCUCCGCAACCUCGUCAUUUAACUAUAAAGGAGUCUCACACAGUUCUCGAUUCACCAUCAACUUUCAAGAUCCGGUUCUCUCCGGGGAGUCUGUCGCCAGUCAUGGAUUUUACACAUACUUCUGCUUCCACUGUAACUGCUAACGGUCACCACUCUCCUCAUGACCCUUCUUCUUUCCCUUCGAGUUUUACCAAAUUUAACUCUGCACUCACUGCGGGUCUGUUAAACCCGAUGUCGCCUCCGCCGGAUAAACCCCGAUCCAGCCCGACCCUUUUUGAGAUGAUGGCGAGCGAACCCGAAAUGCAACCCAGAAACCAGAUCCCAAUUAACAAUGGAAAUGUUCCUGUUCGAAGCUCGCAGAAUGCUCAAAUGUCUGUUCAAGAUAAACAGACUCUAAUAAUGCAUCGAAUAGCUGAUAUUUUGAGUAACAGGAGUCCUGGCAAUCAGUUCAAUGAUUCAUCGACCAGUGAUGUGAAACUGACAUUGAGUUCUAAGGACGGAAUUAGUGUGUCAAUGAAUGUGCACAGGCAGAUCCUAGUGGCUCAUAGCAGAUUUUUUGCGGUGAAAUUGUCGGAUCGGUGGGCUAAAAAUCAGCGGACGUCUUCGCCGUAUGUUGUGGAGAUUGCCGAUUGUGAUGACGUUGAGGUUUAUAUUGAGACUUUAAGGUUAAUGUAUUGCAAGGAUCUGAGGAGAAAGCUCAUGAAAGACGAUGUAGGCAAAGUUCUUGGUAUUUUGAAGGUUUCUGCUGCAAUUGGGUUUGAUGCUGGCGUUUUAUCUUGUUUGGAGUACUUAGAAGCUGCUCCAUGGGCUGAGGAUGAAGAAGAGAAGGUGGCCUCUCUGUUGUCUGAGCUGCGACUUGAAGGAGUUGGAGCAGGAGACGUACUUAAAAGGGUUUCAAUUGAAGUUACUAAUGGAGCAGAAGAGAGUAGCAACAAUGAUGAAGUGCUUCUUAAGCUUUUGCAUGUAGUUCUUGAAGGGAAAGAUGAGAAGGCUAGGCGUGAGAUGAAAGGGUUGGUGUCAAAGAUGCUUCGUGAGAAUUCUUCUCAGAAUGAUCUCCGAAAAGAGUCAUUAUACUCUGCUUGUGAUGGUUGCUUGCAGUUGCUUCGUAACCAUUUUUUUCGGGCAGCAACAGGCAAUAUGGAGGAUAUUGGACAGAUUGCAAGGCAAGCAGACAAUCUGCAUUGGAUUUUGGAUAUUUUGAUUGAUAGACAAAUUGCUGAAGAUUUUCUGAAAACAUGGGCAUCUCAGACUGAAUUAUCUGAUGCGCAUUCUAAAAUUCCCGCUGUUCAUAGGUAUGAGGUUAGCAGAGUCACAGCGAGGCUGUUUGUUGGGAUUGGAAAGGGGCAGCUAUUGGCUUCAAAGGAAGUGAGAUGCUUGCUUUUACAGACAUGGUUGGUGCCAUUUUAUGAUGAUUUUGGGUGGAUGAGGAGAGCAUCAAAAGGCCUCGAUCGACAUUUGAUUGAGGAUGGUCUUAGUAACACAAUUUUAACUCUACCUCUAGCUUGGCAGCAAGAGAUUUUACUGGCUUGGUUUAAUCGGUUCCUGAAUUCUGGCGAAGACUGUCCAAAUAUUCAAAGAGGGUUUGAAGUUUGGUGGAGAAGGGCAUUUUGGAGACGCAAUGGUGAGCAAGAAAGGUCAAAGCCCUUGAGAAUCACAACAGCAACCAUUGAGAACUCAUGAAAAGUUAUAAAUUCCAUAAUGCACGACAUGGUUCUCUGAUGGGGCUGACAAUUCAUGGCAGAAGAUUAAAAUUGCACAGAGAUGGAUGAUGUUUUUGUUAUACUGGAAAUAGACAGGUUUAGUCUGGAAGAAGAGGAAGAAUAUCGGGUGCAACUUGAAUAUUUUGUUGGGAAUAACCUUAUAAUAGAGAUUGCUUAUUUUUGUUUCAAUUUGGAUGCUACUUCCAUUUUUUCUUUCUUUCUUUCUUUCUUUCUUACUAUUUCAUUGGAUUUGCUUAGAUAGGAAUACUGUGAUCAUCUUGUAUGUAAUUGUCUUUUAAAUUAUGAUCUUCAUGAGGAUUGUUGCACUUAAAGAAAAGGAUAAUCCAAAUCUGUAAAUCAAGAUUAUUGUUUACUUGAUGACAGA
Jatropha curcas is the source of this 2720-nucleotide messenger RNA. RefSeq names its product BTB/POZ domain-containing protein. Lineage: Eukaryota; Viridiplantae; Streptophyta; Magnoliopsida; Malpighiales; Euphorbiaceae. Gene Ontology annotation, molecular function: protein binding. The record is from RefSeq and is a predicted model, not a curated record.